Messenger RNA from Melospiza georgiana, 3726 nucleotides. RefSeq names its product CD93 molecule (gene CD93). Gene Ontology annotation, cellular component: extracellular matrix; external side of plasma membrane. The transcript has a single exon. Gene Ontology annotation, biological process: cell migration. The record is from RefSeq and is a predicted model, not a curated record. Gene Ontology annotation, molecular function: extracellular matrix protein binding; calcium ion binding; extracellular matrix binding. Lineage: Eukaryota; Metazoa; Chordata; Aves; Passeriformes; Passerellidae. Bases 56 to 1780 code for a protein of 574 amino acids.
UCGGCGGGACAGCGGGAUGUGACUCCGCUGGUCAUUUGUCCACUUGUCCGGCGGCAUGGCCACGCUCCGGCCGCUCCUGCUGCUGCUGCUGCUGCUGCUGGCCUGGCGCUGCGGAGGGGAGGACGCGGAGGUGCUGUGCGCCGACAGCGCCUGCUACACCCUGCACCGGGAUGAGAGCAACUGGAAAAGCGCCCAGGAGCGCUGCCAGGAUAACGGAGGCAACCUGGCGCCGGCGGGCAGCGCGGGCGAGGCCGAGCGGCUGCGGGAGCUGCUGGCCACCGCCGGCUGGGCCGGCCCGGCCUGGCUCGGGCUCGCCCUGCCCCGGGGCCACUGCGUGCGGCCGCAGGAGCCGCUGCGAGGCUUCUCCUGGGUGGCCGGAGGGGAGCCGGGCAACUUCUCGCAGUGGGCAUCCGAGCCGGCCGUCACCUGCGUGAGCGCCCGCUGUGUGGCCCUGAGGCCGCCCGGCCCUCAUGGCCCCGCCGGCUGGGCCGACCGGGCCUGCCGGAGCACGCUGCCGGCUUUCCUCUGCAAGUUCAGCUUCCAGGGAAUGUGCGGGCUCCUGCCGCUGGCCGGCCGAGGCACGGUCACCUACGCCACGCCGUUCGGGGUGCGCAGCGCCCGCCUGGCCGCCGCUCCCUUCGGCACGCUGGCCGAGGUGCAGUGCGACAGCGGCCGGGCCGCGGCCUUCGCCGUCUGCAAGGGGCCGCUGGCCGGGGGCGGCUUCGCCUGGCACCCGCCGGGUCCGCUGUGCCCCGUGGACUGCGGGCACCACAACGGGGGCUGCCAGCAGCGCUGCCUGGACGUGCCCGGCGAGCCCCCGCGCUGCGCCUGCCACCCCGGCUACGUGCUGGCCGCCGACAUGGCCUCCUGCCUGGCCGAGGAUUCCUGCCAUCCCAACCCCUGCCAGGGCUCCUGCCGCCCGCGGACCGGCGGCUUCGAGUGCGGCUGCGAGCCUGGCUACGCCCUGGCGGCCGACGGGCGCGGGUGCUCGGAUGUGGAUGAGUGCGAGUCCGGGCCGUGCCAGCACCAGUGCCACAACAUUCCCGGCGGCUUCCAGUGCCUCUGCCGGCCCGGCUACCGCCCCGCGGGGCCCGCUGGCCACCAGUGCCACGACGUGGACGAGUGUGCCCAGCCUCACGCGUGCCCGCAGCUCUGCAUCAACAUUCCCGGCUCCUUCCGCUGCACCUGCCGGCCCGGCUUCCAGCGGCAGCCGGGAGGAGAUUCCUGCCUGGAUGUGGAUGAAUGCCUGCGGGAUCCGUGUCCCGGCGCCUGCCGCAACUUCCCCGGCGGCUACGAGUGCCUGUGCCCGCCUGGCUCCCUCCGGGACGCGGAUGGCCACGGCUGCAGCCCCGGAGAGGCGAUCCCAAACAGUAUCCCACAGAGCUCCAGCAUCCCACAGAGCUCCAGCAGCAUCCCACAGAGCUCCACCGUCAUCCCACAGAGCUCCGGCAGCAUCCCAAAGAGCUCGGGCAUCCCACAGAGCUCCGGCAUCCCCCGCACCACGCGCAUCCCAUGGACCACAAGCAUCCCGCGUUCUCUGGGAAUGCCCACGGCGGGACUGGGGGCCGGCUCGGACGAGCACAGCGCCGACGGGCCGCGGCUGCUGCUCUACUACAUCGUGGGCAGCCUGGUGGCCAUCCUGCUCCUGCUGGCGUUCGCCCUGGCGCUCGUGGCUUGCAGGAAAAGGGCGGCCAGGAGGGAGAAGCCUCCGGCCAAAAACGCGGCCGAUAAUUAUUGCUGGGUGCCCGAGCAGCCCGAGAGCCGCGGGGAGCGCAGGUAGGAGAGGGUUAAAAAUCCCAGUGGAAGGGUGGGAGGGAAUGCUUUGUGCCCAAAGUGAGCUCCUCGGGCUGUUCCAGUGGGAGCAGCCUGCUGCUCCAAGGGUUAACGAGAGGGAAGAGGGAAUGGGGUGGAAUUUGUCUCCUCAGCUCUGCUCCAAAAGGCAAAUUCGAAAUUGUUGGAUCGUUUUCCUAAAGGGAAACUCCUCACUUGGAAUCCUCCUGCAGCCCCUUGUGCACUGCUCCCUCUGGAUUUGCCUCGUUCUUCUGGAAAAGGGUUUGAAGUUGGGAUGGGAAAGGAUUUGAAAUUGGGAUGGAAAAGGGUUUGAAGCUGGGAUGGGAAAGGGUUUGAAAUUGGGAUGGGAAAGGGUUUGAAAUUGGGAUGGGAAAGGGUUUGAAGUUGGGAUGGGAAAGGGUUUGAAAUUGGGAUGUGCCUCAGCAGAGCUCGAACAGGCCCCUGCAGGCACAACCAGGGUGGGGUUUAAGGGUUAUUUUUGGGGUUUUAUUAAAAAUCUGUCGCCUGAAACCACGGAAAACUGCUCAUCAUGGAGCCAAGGAAUGGCAUAAAGGUAGGAAAAGCUGUGUUUGGAGUAACCACCUCCUCAUUUCCUGAGUAUCCUGCCUAAAUCCACUUCUAAAAAGAGAAAACAAUGCUCUCCUUCCCAUCAGCCACAUGAGAGGCUGGGCUUUUCCUGUUGGAUCAUUUGUUUUGGGAAGGAUCCUUCCCGGCUCCAGGCUGAACAUGCUUUCCCUCUCUCCCUGUGUAAGGAACAUGCUGGAAUUGGAAUAUUUGCUGUUUAUUCUGUGUAAAACUCUGUAACUCCCAAAAAACUCUCUGGGCCAGGUUGCUCCCCAGGUACUUCCCAAAACUCCUUGAGCCUUUUCCAGCGGGAAUUCUGCCCAAAAUCCUGAGGGGCACACCCAGCAGCACCUCCCUCCAUGGUUUAUCCAUGCUGUGAAGGGCUGGAAAAGAUCAUCCACGGGAUUUGAAGGGUCCAGCAGGUUCCUGAAGUUUCUGCUGGAGUUAUUUUGUCCCUGGAGCUGAAUUGCUCCAGGAAUGGGAAUAGAACACAAAGGAGUUUGUGGUGGGCAGGGAGCUGCAUCCUGUCAUUCCCUGUGCUGAGCAAAACCCUUUCCUGCUUUUUUCUUGUCUUGGGGCUCCAUUGUGAGCUGCAAACAGGAAAAUGGAGCUGAUAGGAAUGUUUUCCUUGUGCUGCCUGGGUUGGGAGAAAGGGAGGGAAUGCAGCACAGGAUUCUUGGAAAUCCUGCCGAAAAUUCCCAGAUCCCAAGGCAGCAGAGCAUUGGAAAUAGCUGGAUCAAUGAAGGAAAUCCCAUGUAAUUAUGCUGGAUUGGGAUCUGUGGGAAGUGACAGCCUUGGGGUUUUUUAUGGGAUAUAAGGCUAUAAAAAAGGAAAAGAAAAGGUGAGGGUGGAAUCAGAGCUGGGAAAAACCUGAGGUGUGUUGUUUAUUCCCCAAAAAUCAAAAUCCUGAUUUCUGUUGCAACCUCUGUGUAUUCCAUUGGGGAAUGAUGAUGGAUCUAGGGGAAGACAGGGAUUUGUGCCAAGGUUUAGGUUGGAUUCUCCCUAAUGGAAGGUUUCCUGCUGUAGCAUCCUCCCUCCUGGUGCAAUUCCACCUGGAUCCAACGUCAUGUCUCUCAUUUUUCCUGACACAUCUUGAUCCAUGGCCUCCUUAGGGAGUUGCCCAGGGACUUGUGAAUCCCACAAAGUUGGAGCAGGAUGAUUUGGUGCUCUGUCUUCCCCAGAAGAUGGGAUGUUCAUCCUGCUCCUUGGAAUUUUUUGUCAUGGAUGAGAUGAGUGUUUUACUUUCUCAGAAUGAAACUCUUGGAUUUACAGGAUAAAGUUAUCCCAAUAGCUCUCUCUGGAAGAAAUUCCAAGAAAACCCGUAUGAAAAUGUGUUUGCAGUGGGUUUUAAUAAAGAUAUUCCUAAAAAUC